Messenger RNA from Carcharodon carcharias (great white shark), 2243 nucleotides. It is a transcript of the gene cenpu, whose product is annotated as centromere protein U. The transcript is spliced from 14 exons. The record is from RefSeq and is a predicted model, not a curated record. Lineage: Eukaryota; Metazoa; Chordata; Chondrichthyes; Lamniformes; Lamnidae. Gene Ontology annotation, cellular component: nucleus. The coding region runs from base 254 to 1741 and encodes 495 amino acids.
UUAGCGGGAGAAAUUGCGGAAUGAGAACGGAAUAACGGGCAGGAGAGCGGAAAACCGGGCGGGAUGGUGUGAAGUGCUGGAAGGAUUUUGGAGGCUGAUUGACAGCUUUGUGUACUCACCUUUCAUGGCCAACAAGUCCCGGAGGUAACAAGCAGGGCAGACAAAGGGGAACCAGUGGACAUAAUAUAUUUGGAUUUCCAAAAGGAGUUCACUAAGAUUUUGACCUGAUGCAAAACAUCUGAGAAAAGCAAUAAUGAGAAAAACCAAAGGCGCUUCCACUUCAAAAGGAUCUAAUUUGCCUGUACACCAAAACACAAGAGCUGAGGGUUCUAAAGGUGUGAGAUCUAAAAAAGGUAGAGGAAGUCAAACAAAUAAAAGACAGACUCCUGCCCAGAGAGAGAGAGUCAAAUCGCCAAGUCAAAAGCACCCAGAGCCUUCACCAAACCUCUCCUGCAUUUUUAGAAAUCCAGACAGUCAAGAAGAUGAUGAAUAUUAUGGUAACCCAUUGCACAGCACAGCAGUGUUUGAUAAUGAAUCAGAGCUAAACAAUGAAGGAAAUGAUAAAGAAGCAGAAUGUCCUGCACGGAGUAAUAAUCAAGGGAAUCCUACUCAACAGCCUAUGCCUCUGAUUGAAAAAAUUAGGACUGAGAAACGUGCGUUGACUCGUAUAUCUGAAGGUGUGGAAGCACAACAAAAUGAAGUGAAUACAGGAAGUGCUAGCAAUGAGGCAUUGAGUGAGAAUGCAAAUGAACCUAUUCAAAAGACAGAAACCAAGAGAGUGAAGUUGAAAACAGUAUCCAGUUCACAGCCCAGUAAAGCCUCCAAGCGAUCUAAGGACACUCGGUCACGGACAGGUGCAGUAAAGAAUCCUAGUGAUGGGAAAUCCGGAAUUAAGCAGACAGCUGCUUCAGCUGGUGCCACAAAGAAGUUGUUGGUUGAAACUCGGGCGUCAAUUUCAAAAUGGAAAAAGCAAAGUAACAUGAGAGCAGAUGCAUCAGCAGCUCACAGCAGGGACUCCCCUUUUCAUGCAGAGCCUUCGACGGAAACUUCUCUACAAAGUAAUGUUAAAACAUAUGGACAGAAAAGAAAGAAGGCUUUGGUCAGGAGGGCAACUGGAUCUGAUGCCUCUCCUAAUUCAUCUGAAUCAAGACCUCCUACUCCAGAGGCUGGUCCAUCAUCUGCAAAAGUCUCACGUCCUGAGGGUGUGAAGAGGUUAACAAAAAAUGUCACCGAACUGAAUGUAGUUCUCAAUGAAUUUGAGGAAAUUGUUACAGAGUACAAGCCGUCUGUGGAAUCUGAUGUUUGCAGAAAAGUAAUUGAUAGAUUCUUCACUGAUUUAAAGGAGGAAGUUACUGAAACUAUCAGGCAAGUGCAAGAGCUGAAGAAUUUGGAAAGAGAAAAUGCAAAGGUGAUAACAACUUUCAACAAGACAAGAAAACACUUUCUAGUAGCUCAGAAGGAAUUAACUGAGCAGGAAGCACAACUCAAACACUUGCAUAAGGAAUAUUCUGAACUGAGUCAAAAGAAAUCAGAUUUGCUACUUGCAACGCAACUUGUGUCUGGUUUUAAACAACUGCAAACACAGUAUAUUGAACAUAGGAGCAAAAACCCUGGUGAAAAACAAACGUAUAAUAUUUCCAGCUUUCCUGCUCUGUUGGUGGAGGCACGUGGAAUUUUGGGAGCAGAAAAACAGCUGCAAAUAAUUAAUACAAAAUUACAGCAAUCACUGGAUAAGAAGUAAAGCAGUUGUACGAUGAGAACUCAGCCAAGGGGCCUGGUACUGUAUAAUGGAAAACGUGCAAUGUUUAUUGGACAUUUUAGGACAGAUGGUUUGGAGGCUAGUCAAUUAACUGGUCACAAUAAAUAAAGGAAAAGCAGGCAGAGAGGAGCAUGUGCCUGUAAGGAAGUCCCUCCAAUUUGCCAGUCAUUUUAACUGAGUGAAAAAUUGGAAGGUGUGUGUUCCUCUCUUCCUAAUUUUUAUCUGUUACCUUUGCAGAAACCCUGAAAUCUACCCCAUGUUGUUUAUGGGCAUGCAUGUUCUUUACUGAUGUUGUUUAUAUUAACAAAACAAACUUUGUAGUUUCUUUAUUGCAUUUUUAAUACAAAUAGUAAUGGAUGAAUAUGUAUAUGUGAAAACUUUCAUAUUGUGUACUGCAAAAAGUUACUUCGGUCUCCACUUAAAUUUAAAUUUAUGCUUUAUGUACAUAAAUAAUGUAACAAAAUAAAGAUUCUGUAAACUCAAA